CCCGCCAAAAAGGCAGCAAAGAAAACAGGGAGGAAGAAGAAGAAAAGAGAGGCAAGAAGACGGAAGCCCAUUGACCCACGCUACCCCACUGAAUCGUUGUAGUUACGAAGUUACCUAGAAGAACAGAGCGGGACGUGUCGGGAAAACUUGGGUUUGCCAGCCAUGUAAGUAAUAAUAAAUAUUAUUAUAACAAUUCCGAAUCCUUAACAAAACACUCGGUUUUAGAGCUAAUGUGGCUUUGCUACAGAGCCCGCUAGUAAUCGGUAUCGAUGCUAGUUCAAUGUGUUUGUGAAACUCUGUUUGCUACCAAACAUUUUAGUCCCAACUGCGUUAGGUUUACUUUACUGUGUCAUUGAAUAAACCUUAUUUAUUCCGAACCGUAAAGUUCCGCUCGGUAUUUUAUGCAAUAGUACAUCGAUAGUAUAAAUAAUAUCCAGCUUACAGCAUCUGUUUUCCUUCUCUUUAUUAUCAACUUAGAGCUGUAUUAAAAUGAACAUUAUUAUGAGGUGUGAAUCUUAAUCAAAUAUCUUCACUAUGAAUGCUGAUAUAUUCCUCUUGGGGAGAUAAAGCAUGCACAAUAGAGCUGGAGACAGCGGUGUAGCGACUCUUCUUCUUCUACUUCUACUUCUGUUUGUGCGACAGAGCCAUCUACUGGAUCAAUGUAAAACACUAAUACAACAUUUAGUCAAAUUAGAGAUUAUGUGUAUUAACCCUAGAACACUAUCGCUAAAAUUAGUAACACCAUCACUAUCGCCGAGUGAGUGAAUUUACCCUGAAAUAAUAUACCCAAGAAAAGCACUCGUCAUAUAUCAAAAUAGGACGAUAGAUGACAAACUAAAGUAAGUUUUAUUUUAUUUUAUCUGUGCAAUGUCCAAAGGGAGAGGGAAAAAGUGUCAUGAGGGGACCAUAAAAAUGCAACAAAAUAACAGAAAUUAGGCAUUCAUUAACAAACGAUUUCUUAAAAAAAUUAAGAAACUGUAAACUUAGUGUCUUUGACACCCAUUCCUGGGGCAUGUGAGUCUUCUCUCGUGAAGACUCAGGGUCCUUGACACAAUAACAGCUGCAGGAGAGAGAACCAAAAUAUGGCAUAUUUUGAGUGAGUAAAAAUGACUAAAAUAUUUCUUAUCACUUUAUGAAUUCACUACUUUGUGAUAGUUAUUCAUAACCACUGCACUAAAUAAAGAUAGCAUGCAAAUUCCAGGACCACUCUUACUGACCCUAUUCGCCUACAUGCAUCUAUCAAAUCCACUCAAACCUACUUCACCCUCUAUCACUAUUGCCGGGUGAAAAUCAGCUGAACAUGACUGUAGGAAAAAGCACGUUUUGAAUCAGGGAAACAAAUAUGCCUUCAAAGAUGUCAAAGGAAAUGCUGAAGCUACCCAGGGACCCAUGAAACUCAGACAAAUGCAACAUAAUGAAAAUCACGUAAACAUGUUUGGUCGGGUGAUAGUGUUCUAGGGUUAAACCAAAACACCUAUUCUGUUUUAAAGAUUUACUCCAGCCGAAUAGUGAGUCAAACUAAAGUUUAAAGUUGUCCAUUUCUUCUGUCUUUCCACUUCUUUUUCAUUCUCUGUAUCUUCUUCUAAAUCCUCCAUCAUCUUUUUCUUUCUUCAGUAUGCUUAGAUAAUAAAUCACAAAACAAGGAAAUGUGAAUGUGGGCCAAGCUAUCCCACCAGGUCUUCUCUAAGAGCUCCACACCCAAGUCCUACCCCCAUGCAGUUUUGUGUUAUCCAAGAUAUCUUUUUCAAUCCCUGUGUUUGGAUAGCAGGCUCAAGUUUCUGUAAAACAGUAUAAAACACCUGCACACACUGUUGAAACAUAAAAAGUUGCUGAAUGCUUAACCUAUUUUUUAGUGGUAAGCUAAAUUAGUCAUAGAAAGAUAGAAUAAUUCCACUGAAUUGUCAUUUAUUAUCCAGAAGAGGUGAAUGGAGGUGUGCAUUUCUGUGGACAGUGUGCUCUAUGUCUGGAUUUUCUCAUUUUCUUACACAUACAAGAAAGAAAUAUGGAUAACUAAUUUAUUCAAAUACAAAUCAAAUCUGCAAAAGUUUGAUGGUUUGUAUGGGAGAUUUUUUUUAGCUAUUACUUGACAAAAUACUUUUUGUUGCUGCGGAACCCUGAGGAUUUUCCUUAUGGCCCUCUUUGUAGCUAUAGUCCUUCAGUAUGAGUAAUAGUCAAGUCUAAAUUGAUAGAUUUAAGUAAAUAAAAGUUUUACUUCAAAGUUGCAAUGGCAUACUCUGUCAUAAGUUUCAGCAUAACAUUGUUAACACAGUGAAAUGUUCUGAAACAAAUAUGUAUGAUUAUCAUCACAGGAAACCUGACAUCGUUCUGUUUUUCCAAACGUAACUGUAACAUCAUCUGAAAAAAAAUGUGAAGGCAAAACUUAAUAUCAUUACUGUUAAAUGUUACUGUAGCUAACAUUGCAUUAGUAACAUUGACGUUUACUUGGGGCCAUUUUCAGAGGCUUAAGCAAAUAUUCAUUAAACUUAUCCUUCUUAGGUACCUUUCUCUCAUCCUUUUCUCUCGCCCUUUACUCUGCUCUUUGAUCUCUUUGCCACCAGUAUCAAGUGAGGCGCACAGGAAGUUCAGACUCCAGUGUUGGUUUUUCAAAAUUAUGUUAUUUGCGCAUUUCAUGAGUACAAUUCCACAUUUAUUGUUCAUAGAUAUGCAGACAGAAAAGGGCUGAGCUCUGGUGUUGCAUCAUGCACAACAGCACAUAUUCGAAUGCCAAUGCCUGAUACACCACAGUGUUGCGGUUUUCCGAAAAUGGACACCGUCAAGUGUGACGUCAACAGUAAACUGUGGCGCCCAGCACUACUUAAUGGCCCUGUCACCUGCAAUAUGAUGUUGUUUAAGUUAGCAUUAAAACAUUACUGUGUGUACUCUUACAAUUUAAAUCCAAAUAUUGUUAUAUCAAAAAUUUUGCAACAUAUAUGUCAUACCAAUACCAUCUUGCUUUGAAAUCAAACUAAUUUAUUUUAAAAAAUGAAUAAAAUUGCUGUUUUCUUUUUCUAGGAGUCUGUUAACAAAGCCCAAGUCGGAGAUGACCCCAGAGGAGCUCCAGAAAAGAGAGGAAGAGGAAUUCAACACAGGCCCUCUGUCUGUACUUACCCAGUCUGUGAAGAACAACACUCAGGUCCUCAUCAACUGUCGAAACAACAAAAAGCUGUUGGGAAGAGUCAAGGCUUUUGACAGGUUAGUUUUGACAGCUUAGUUACUGACUUAAAGUGAAGUGCCAGACAAGGUUGUAAUACACAUGGAGGUGAUGGCAUAAAUUUGUCAUACUGGAUUUCCCAACCUACUUUUUCUGCCUGGGAGAUGUAUAAUUUUACUGUAACUUUAGCUGGGAGGGAGAAGGAUUGGAAAUUUGACAUCACCUCCUCUUUUAACAACACUUGUAGUAUACGAUUUUAUAUGAUACCACAUGUUUUCUUUGAGAAAGAAAAUGUGAUGUUAGCACUUCAUCCAUGAACCUUUUUCGAUCAUUUUCCUCCCCUCGAUGCAGGCACUGCAACAUGGUCCUAGAGAACGUGAAGGAGAUGUGGACAGAAGUGCCAAAGAGUGGAAAGGGAAAGAAGAAGUCCAAGCCAGUGAACAAGGACCGCUACAUAUCUAAAAUGUUCCUGAGGGGUGACUCUGUCAUCAUUGUGCUGAGAAAUCCUUUGAUUACGGGCAAAUAAAGCCUUUUUUUGUCUGCUUUUCUUUAAUAGUUCCAUUGAACUGUAUUGUGGAGGUUUUUUUUUGGUUUUCAUUGGUACAUUAAAAGUGAUGACGAGAUUUUUGAAACAAGCUUUGAAAUUUGUUUAUCAUUUUUACAGGAUAUGUCUUUAAAAUGUUAUUACCUUAGUUUAAAAUGUACCCCAUUAAUAAAAGUGGUUCUACUUUUACACAAACAUUUUUAUCAUGGGUUUAUUAUUUUUCGUUAUUCUUCUGAUCUGUUCGAUCUGUUUUAUGUGUAAUGUAUCAACAUUAAGUAUGACAAACCAGUCUUUUGUCAUUUUUUAAAGUAUAAAAAUAAAAAAAAGACUUCGUAGAAAAUUGUCCUUGACAGCCUUCUCUGCUGUUUUACCACCAUCACCUCUUCAUUCAGCUGUUGUUCUUUUCGAACUCCCUCGAUACCAUCUCAAUGUCUGGCUUAAAAUUCUGCUCCCGCUGCUGCAAAGCCCCUUCAGACCAACUUGUCUGUUGUCUUAGUAACUCUUAUUUUCUCACUAAUAACUUGUGCCCAGCUCCUGCCCUUUACCAUUGAGUAAAAACAUUUUUUCUGUAUUUCAGUAUUGUUAUAUUGUUAUUGAGAUUAAUGACAUCAAAACUUCAAUCCAAGUGUUUGGAUCCUAUUCUGUUCGGUUGGAGUCCUUUUUGACUGUCAAAGUAUACAGUGCAUGCCACGCCCAAAUCUUGUUGCUAAAAUACGACAGACUUGUGUUUUGAAAUUUGAUACAUCAUACCUGAAGUAUUAACCACAGCUAUGAUGUGAUUUGUGUGUGGGUAUGGCUGACUUACAGGUUCUAAAUGGGCUUCCUGGGUCAGGAGGAGUUGGCUGCUGGGACAUCAAUCUGUGACUUGUAAAUGCAGUGAACCUAUCACAUUCAUGAGAAACUGACUUCUACCAAAGAGAUCAUGUUGCUUUAUUUGGAAAACUUUUGGACAGUCAGCCUAAAGGAUCAAGGAAAUGGUAUCUAACUGCAACAUACUUUUCUUGAGUUUAAAUGUUGCAAUAGACUCAAUGUGUCCAUUUUAAUUGUAUUUUUAAUGACCAGAAAACAAUUUAUGUAAUACCUGUUAAAACAUUUAAAUAUAGAAAUUCAUUCAUUUGCUCAGGAACACUGAAGUGGCGACAUUUGAAAGGUCUUAUUGACCACCCUGCAUAGUCUUCAUGUAGAUGGCUGUGGCUCGGUGAUGGAGUCAGUGUCCUCUCAAUUGUAAGGUCGAGAGUUCAAUCUAAGGUACGUUGUCCACAUGAUUAUCUGAACUGACUGGAUCUACUGAGAAGAAUAUUCCAUGGUUUAUGAAUCCAUAUUGUAUAAAUUUAAUCAAGUCAGGACACUGGAUGGUUUUCUGUUCUCCGUAAAAUAUCAACACAAAUUAUCAAUGAGGCUAAUAACAAUGUGUAAUGUAAUGUAAUGUAAUGUGCUUCUCUUAAUGCACUUCAUGUACAGAAUCUGUGAAAAUGAAUUUCCCAGAAGGGACAACUAACUAACUAACAAACUAACUAAACAGGAACUCUGAGCAUAUCCACAGUCACCAAGUAGUCGUCCACUCUGUUGCCCUCUCUCAAUCUGAGUGCACAAUGAAGAGUUUAAAAAAAUCCUUGAAUAAUGUGUUUCUCUUUCCAAUGAGCAACAAUGUUUGAAAACUCUAAAUUGGGACUGCAUACAGCCUGAGCAUUGAUGGAAAACCAGUUCUUCUGGUUUCUGUACUCCUCAGCUUCAAGAGUUGAUGGACACUUGAUUUCAACAUGACAUCCAUCUAUACAGCCAAUCAGUUCCCAUAUUUGUGGAGUCGCACUUUAUAGUUGGCUUGCUCAGUGGCACCAGGGAACUUAUCGUACAGAUUUCUCAGUUCACAAACGGCACUGCAGACAUUGCAAACUCUUCUACACAUGGUUGCUUCACUGACACCACACAGAUCUCCAGUUUUAUGGUGAAAGGUUCCAGAUGCCAAGAAUCUCAGUGAUCAGAACUUGGAGAGGACUGGGUACAGGCCAUUAUCUUUGACACAUGGAGGAAAGUAAUUAUCUCUUGUGCAUCUUCUUUGUACAAACAAAAGCGGUUUCGGAAAGUUAUUUCAUCAAACUGAUUAAUUGGAUUACCCCUAUCCACAAGUAUUUGUCUGACUGGCCUCUGUUGCCAAUAUUGGUCCUCAUUUAGAUAUUCCAAAUACUCUUUGCUCCCAAACCAUCUGUGCUCCCUUUCACAAAGAGUAUAAAGCCGAAGUUAAACCUGCCUCUUUGUAGGAUUAAUAUGAACUUCAAUUUAGUCCUAGAGUAGCUCUAAUCCACCCUCUUGCAAUUGGCUUUGUUUAAUCCACAACAGACUGAAUCUAUGACUAAGAUAAAUCGGUGCGAGUGAUUUAAAGUUAAACCCACUCAAACAGCAUUUUAGUCUGGGACUAGGACCCAAAUAAUGAAAAUAAGAAAAUGUUGUGCAGUUUUUAUUUAAUAAGUAUAUUACACUGAGGAAAAAUAUCUAUUAUGUUAGCAAAUGUAUCAUUAAAACGUUUGAAAAUUGAUUCUCUCCCUCCUUAUAAUUUAUCUUGUCAUGUUUUUGUGUUUUUAAUUUAUACAUACAUAUACUUUUUUUUUCGUUUUCUCUAUUGCUUUUAUCCUGCUGUUUUUACUCUGUAAACUGUCCUUGAGUGUCCAGAACAUUCUCUUGUAUAAUAUGAAUGGACCUCUGAAGUGGACUUGAAGAAAUUCCAGAAAGGUCCAGGUAGAUCAUGAUAGCCUACAAGUGGACAUAUUUAUACUUGGGCCUGACCGAUUUAUCGGCGAGCGAAUUAAAUCGGCCAAUUUUAGCCCAUUUGAUACUAAACGGUAAUCGGCCAAAACUCUUAUUUAUAAUAUAAUAUUUUCAGAAAUAAAAUGCGGAGAAUAAGAUUCGGUUUCACUUCGAAAAUGUUCCGCCAUUUGAAAAGAUCCCCCGACUUAUCCUGUAGAUGGCGUGAAGAGCAGUAGCCUACAGUAUAUCUACAGUAUAUAGUAUACUGUAGAUAUCUAUAGUAUAUUUAAUUUUUAGAACUUCAUAAAAAUGUAAAAAAAUCGGCCGAUUAUUCGGUAAUCGGAUUUUCCCCCCUCCCCAACAAUCGAUGUCUGUCGGCCCUAAUUUAUACAGAACUCACAUGUUUGAAAUUUGUUCAAAUUAGAAAUUGAUAAAAGUUUAUAUUUUUUAACUAGAGGAACAGAUGAGUCACAGCUUUCAGAAAAACUAAUCAGUCUUAAGAAUGUUUUUUUUUAAUUAACAAAAUCUUGUUUAAAUACGUGGGACAGGUUGCUGCCCACACAGUAUUACAGUUUAUAAGAUAUGGAUGAAUUAAACUAUAAUAAAAGGUUAAAAUACAACAGUGAUUUAUCAAUGAUCCAACUCUACUUAAAAUAUCUCUUGUAAUUUUUUAUCAUUUCUAUUACAAAAUAUAAUGAAAUUUUAUGUAUUUGAUUUAUUUAUACCUUGUUUCACUCUAUUUUAAAAUAAUGAUAUCGACGAUGCUGUUGGUUUAACCCUGGCCCAAACCAGCUACAGACCCAGAAUAUGGUUAUGUACGAUGCGAACGUAAACGCACCAUGGGAUUAAGCCUACUUUGAAGCUGGCGCGUUGGGCCAAACUCCAAUGAAUUUAUACCAUAUAGACAGACCGACAGAGCGGACGAACGACAGUGCGAGCGGAAAAGUCUAGAGCAGACACUCGGCUUCAACUCGAAGAGUGCGAAUAGACGUGUAUAUUCUGGAUUAUCUUUACUUCUCCACGUCUUCGCCUCUUUAGCUUGUAGAAACCAAUGUGUAUUAGUGAUCGGAGUUGACAAGCCCGCUCCACCACCACCACCACUGUAUCUGUUGUCUAACCCCCCUCCCCCUCUUCCAUUGCUCCACCACAACCAGGAAAUCGUCGAGGUGCACUCCUUCAUACUACUGGUGGCUGUGUCGAUGCGUGUUAUUCGCCGAAAUUUGUCCGUGUUUAUUUCAGUACACUGACUUUUAAAGUCGGGCUUGAGCUCUGAAGUCAGCUAAACUUGUCUACGAGGAGAGGAUCUCCACUCCGGCGAACAAUGAGGUGGGUAAAGUAGCGUAAAUCCCUUCAUCUUCAUUGUGUUUCCAGGCUACAUUUUGUGUUCCGGCCACUCGUUUCACAAAACCGACUAAUCAGUUGUGACUUAUAGAUGUGUCUCGAACUUCUGCCGAGAAGAUAAAUCACUACAACUGUUGUAUACAUCCCUAUAAAUAAUACAAAAAACGGUUUAUCUUCUUAGUUACACAGGUUGCACAUGAAUCGUUGUACCGGGUUUGGCACGUUUUAGGGAAAAAAAAAAAACUUG
This is a messenger RNA of Xyrichtys novacula (pearly razorfish), 8025 nucleotides long. The record is from the annotation of a GenBank genome assembly. Lineage: Eukaryota; Metazoa; Chordata; Actinopteri; Labriformes; Labridae.